This is a messenger RNA of Lacerta agilis (Sand lizard), 2321 nucleotides long. RefSeq names its product zinc finger SWIM-type containing 3 (gene ZSWIM3). The record is from RefSeq and is a predicted model, not a curated record. The coding region runs from base 39 to 2258 and encodes 739 amino acids. Gene Ontology annotation, molecular function: zinc ion binding. Lineage: Eukaryota; Metazoa; Chordata; Lepidosauria; Squamata; Lacertidae. The transcript has 2 exons.
GGUAGCAUCCUGACCCUUCACCGGCGCCCUCUGCAGCCAUGGAGCUUGGCUCCUGCUUCAAGAACUACGAGGACUUCCGGGAGUGCUUCAGCACCUACAAGAAGGAGAACCGGCUCCAGUACGGCUUGAGGAGCUGCGUCUCCAUCCGGUUCCACAACCGCAAGAACGGGACCAACAUCCGCGAGGACGUUACGUUUAUGCAGGUGAAGUUUGGCUGCGCCCGAUCGAGAGACUCCAGCAGGAAGAGGAGGCAGCAAUCUAGCUUAUGCCCGGCGUAUUUCGUCCUGCAAUACAACGAGGAAAUAGACCGGCUGGUGAUCAGCGAGCUGAAUGGCAACCACAUCCACACGGAGUCCAAGGCUUCCUUGAUCAGCUCCAAUGCCCCACCUGGGACCAGGAUGGCGACGAAGCUGCCUGGCCCCCCCAAAGCUCGCGGCAGCCCCCCAGCUAAGCUGCGCAGGGAGGAGCCUGCAGAGGUCGAAGCCUGUGAAAGGGACAGUGACGUGAGCGUGGAGGUCGAAGUGGACUCUGACGAACCUCCGCUGCUCCCGCCUUCCCCUCGCAAGGAAGCCGAGGUUCCUCAGGCAGGGGAAGAUGGCUCCUCCAACUCUGCUUUCCUCCGAGUCGCGGAAGUGAUGAAAAACUUCCUGCGGGUGGACCUGGGCUCCUUGGCCUCCGUCAGCGCUGGCAGCGACCAGGACCUGGAGAGGCUGAACUUCCAGACCAGCAAGAUGAGGAGCCUCUUUGUCAAGUUCCCCGAGAGCCUUCUGCUACACCGGGUCCAGAGCAAGAAGGGCCACAUCCUGUACGCAUUCCUCGUGGAGAGCAAGGAGAGGGUGGGGAAGUUGGUCCACCUUGCCAUCUUGAAGGAGGACACGCAGGAGAACACGAGGAAGAUGUUCUCCGUCUUCCAGGAGUUCAACCCCGAGUGGCAGAAGGUCAAGGUGGUCUUCAUGGACAUGUCCUUCCUCCACCGGGCCAGUCUGCAGGAGCUCUUCCCUUCGGCACAGGUCCUCCUCUCCGUCUACCACACUGUGCAGCUCCUGGAGAAGAAGCUGAAGGAGUCCCACGCUUCUUUCUCCUUCAAGCACAACUUCAAGCUGGCCCUGAGGGAAGCCGUCUUCUCCACUUCCACCUCGAACCUGGACGCGUUGUCCCAGCAGGUGAGGCAGCUGGUGGACCAGGACUUGUACAAGUACCUGCGGACUAACUGGUUCUCCUGCGAGAUGCUCUGGUACAUGCAUGCCAAAAAGGGCCUCCAUUCCUGCAGCACCUACAUCGACAGCUUGGACUUUGUCACUCAAAAGCUGUCCCACCUUUUCGGCACCCAGCUGUCGCUGGAGACCAGCAUCCUUCGCUUCGUGGAGUACGCCGACUGCUCCAACACCAAAGGCCUGGAGAACCUGACCCAGGGCCCCUCAAGCCUGGAGGAGGACAGCCGCAGCGGCCUUAUGCAGGAGCUGAAAGUCCUGGCCCGGCCCGCUGUGAAACGCAGCUCCAGUACCGCCUCACAGCGGCAGCCAUUGCCCAGGAACGCAGCAGAGGAGCCUCCAAAGCAGUUCACCAAAUACAGCCCAGCCAAGCCUGUUGCCACCAUGCUGGCGGCCCUGCAGGACAGCUGCACAGACGUCGCCUACCAGCUGUGCCUGAACGAGUGGGACGUGGUGCAGAAGUCCGUCCAGCUCCUCACCUGCGCCAGGUACAAGACCACGGUGCAGCUGCUGGAGGACACCCACCAGGUCAGCAGGGACGGCAAGAGCUGCAACUGCUACUUCCAUUGCCGCUACCAACUGCCCUGCCGCCACAUCCUGUCCAUGCUGCUGGCCAACCGGGAGGUGGUGGGGGAAGCCAUGGUGGCCAAGCGCUGGCGGAAGGAAUACCAGCACCUUUCUGCCUUGGGGGAGAACCUUCUAGAGUUUACAGAGCACUCUGUGGGCCCGCUGGGGGCAGUGGGGGCGGCCUCAGGGGAGCGGGGGGACAAAAUCCAGUCUCUCAGCCAGGAACUUGGGAACCUCUUGCUGCAGAGCGAGGGGGAGGAGCUGGAGGAGCGCACCUCCACCCUCAAGAUGAUUGUGAACAUCUGGACUAAGUGUUGCGAGCUGCAGGGUGGGGAGGUGCCGGGGAAGAAGCCCCUCAACGUCCGGAACGUAGGGGACCUCCCCUUCCUCUGGGUGAAAAAGGAAGAGAUGGAAGAAGUGGAGGCGACUUCAGGAACGUCAGGCCCAGCUGUUGAAGACGUCCAGACUUCCCUGGCUUGAAAUCCACGCCAGCGUGGAGACGGGAGCAGCUGGAGGCGGCCUUGAUUGUGCUCCAAGCCCACU